AUGAAUACUGAGAGGAGACGACAGAAUACUGAGAUGAGACAACAGGAUAAUGAGAGGAGACGACAGGAUACUGAGAGGAGACAACAGGAUACUGAGAGGAGACGACAGGAUACACAGGGGGUCCCUCCCACGAUGAAUGAGGGUGUUGCUGUCGAUGCUGGUGCCGAUGCUGCUGCGGAUGUUGCUGCGGCUGCUGCUGCAGUUGCUGCUGUAUCCUUUCGUCUCCUCUCAAGAUCGAAGGCACCGAUUCGAGGUUUGGAUUGUACGGCUGAAGAAAUGAAUACUGAGAGGAGACGACAGAAUACUGAGAUGAGACAACAGGAUAAUGAGAGGAGACAACAGGGUACUGAGAGGAGACGACAGGAUACUGAGAGGAGACGACAGGAUACACAGGGGGUCCCUCCCAUGAUGAAUGAGGGUGUUGCUGCCGAUGCUGUUGCGGCUGCGGAUGUUACUGCGGCUGCUGCUGCGGUUGCUGCUGUAGCUGCUGCGGAUGUUGUUGUGGCUGCUGUUGCUGCUACUGCUGCGGAUGCUACUAUAGAUGCUGCGACGGCUGCGAGGGAGGCUGCGAGGGUGGUUGCAGAUACUGCGUGGGAGGAUGCGGAGGCUGCGAGAAAUGCUGUGAGGGAUCCCAGGAGGAAUGCAACCAGGGAUCCAACGAGGGAUGCCACGAGGGACCCCCUGUGUAUCCUGUCGUCUCCUCUCAGUAUCCUGUCGUCUCCUCUCAUAUUCUGUCGUCUCCUCUCAGUAUUCAUUUCUUCAGCUGUACAAUCCAAACCUCGAAUCGGUGCCUUCGAUCUCUGA
Molecule: messenger RNA, 804 nt
Organism: Macadamia integrifolia
Lineage: Eukaryota; Viridiplantae; Streptophyta; Magnoliopsida; Proteales; Proteaceae
Product: antifreeze protein Maxi-like
Exons: 3
Coding region: 1-804 (267 amino acids)
Source: RefSeq, a predicted model, not a curated record